Molecule: messenger RNA, 951 nt
Organism: Rattus norvegicus (Norway rat)
Lineage: Eukaryota; Metazoa; Chordata; Mammalia; Rodentia; Muridae
Gene: Or13e8
Product: olfactory receptor family 13 subfamily E member 8
Exons: 1
Coding region: 1-951 (316 amino acids)
Biological process (GO): detection of chemical stimulus involved in sensory perception of smell; G protein-coupled receptor signaling pathway; signal transduction
Cellular component (GO): membrane; plasma membrane
Molecular function (GO): G protein-coupled receptor activity; olfactory receptor activity
Source: RefSeq, marked reviewed
AUGGAUCGGACAAACCACACAGCUGCGACAGAGUAUAUCCUCCUGGGACUCCAGGACCACCACAGCCUAGAGAUAGCUCUGUUUGUGCUCUGUCUAGGCAUCUACUGUAUAACUCUGUUAGGAAACGCCUUCCUUGUGGGGCUGAUUGUGAUGGACCCCCACCUGCACAGCCCCAUGUACUUCUUUAUCAGCAACCUCUCUCUCAUAGACAUCUGCGGUACCUCUUCCUUCACACCUAUGAUGCUCCUCAACUUCCUGGAUGUCCAAAGGACCAUCUCCUUCCCCAGCUGUGCCCUGCAGAUGUACUUGACCCUGGCACUAGGUACUACGGAGUGCCUGCUUCUGGUUGUGAUGGCAUACGACCGGUACGUGGCUAUCUGCCAGCCACUCCGCUACUUGGAGCUCAUGAACGGGCAGCUGUGCACACAGAUGGCAGCAACAAUCUGGGGGACAGGCUUUGCCAACUCACUCCUGCACUCCAUCCUUGCCUGGCGCCUCCCCUUCUGUGGUCAUCACAUCAUCAACCAUUUCUUCUGUGAGAUCUUGGCAGUGCUGAAACUGGCCUGUGGGGACAUUUCCCUCAACGCACUGCUAUUAAUGGUGGCCACGGUUGUCCUGACAGUGACUCCUCUCCUGCUCAUAUGCCUGUCGUACAUUUUCAUCCUGACUGCCAUCCUGAGGAUCCCCUCUGCUACAGGCCGGAGCAAGGCCUUCUCCACCUGCUCUGCCCACCUCACGGUGGUGGUGAUUUUCUACGGAACCAUCUCCUUCAUGUACUUCAAGCCCAAAGACCAAGACCCCAGUGUGGGUAAGAUUAUCACGUUACUCUAUGCAAUUGUGGCGCCCUCACUGAACGCCUUCAUCUACAGUCUGAGGAACACAGAGGUGAGGGCUGCUGUCACAGCCCUGGUGUGGGGAGGACUCCUCACCAGGAAAACGUCCCACUUUUAA